AAAAUAGCCCGCCUCGUUUAUCAUAUAUUUAUUUUAUUUUACAUUUGUAUUUAUUAAGAAUUAUUAGUUAUUUAACUUGGGUAACUUGGGUUAAAGAUCCCCGAUCGAUCCCCGGCUGUCGGCGCUGGCCGAAGCUGCACGAUGCCCCGUUCCAACCUUUGUUCCAACCUUGUUCUGCUUGUUGCGCUUGUUGCGCUUGUUGCGCUGUGCCUGGAAACAGCUCAACCCAAGCUCCAGGGAACUAAGUGUGGACAGAUAGAUAACUUAUUUACUUGCCAAAUACAUUCGUUGCUUUUAUUCACUUUUGGAAAGCUUUAACUUCCCGCUUGCUGCCUCCAUCGUUUGUUUCGUGAAGCUUCUUUCUUCCGGACCAUCUAUAGAUUAUUCUGCAGAGUUACUUACACCCGCUCUUCUUCUCUUCUCUUUAAUCUAUACCUCUCGUCUCUUCUUUCUUUCUUUCUUUCUUUCUUUCUUUCUUUCUUUCUUUCUAAUCUAUAUAUCCAUCCCUCUUGGUUAAUUCCUGCGGGGUUAAUCGCCUACCACCAACCCAUAUCGAAAGACCGAAAAAGGAAGAAAAAAGGGAAACAAUGACGUCGAGAUUGGCCGCUGCUCGCUAUGGCAAGGACAAUGUCCGCGUCUGCAAGGUGCAUCGCAACGAGAAGACGGGCGUCCACACCGUCGUCGAGAUGACAGUAUGCGUCUUACUCGAGGGGGAUAUUGAGACAUCCUACACCAAAGCCGACAACAGCGUCGUCGUCGCUACAGACUCCAUGAAAAACACUAUCUACAUCAUGGCCAAGCUACACCCAGUCACCCCGCCUGAGCUCUUUGCGUCCAUCCUCGGCUCCCACUUCACAACCACAUACCCGCACAUCCACACCGCACACGUCGACAUCACUGCCAUCCGCUGGACCCGCAUGACCAUCGACGGUAAACCGCAUCCACACUCCUUUUUCCGCGACGGCACAGAUACCCGCAACGUCUCCGCCACCGUCACCGAUGGCACCACCACCACCACCACCACCACCAAACACGGCACACCAACCAUAAAACUCACCUCCUCCAUCGCCGCCCUCUCCGUUCUCAAAAGUACAAACUCCCAAUUCCACAACUUCAUCCGCGACGAGUACACCACCCUGCCCGAAACCUGGGACCGGAUCCUCAGCACAGACGUCGACGCAAGCUGGACCUGGCAGCCCUUCGCCUCCGUGGACGCCGUGAAGCGCGCCGCGCCGCAAUUCGACGAAACCUGGCGCGCCGUCCGGGACAUCACGAUGCGGACCUUUGCGCACGAUAAUAGCGCCAGCGUGCAGAAUUCCAUGUACAAGAUGGCGGAGCAGAUCUUGGCCGUGCAGCCGUUGCUAGAGACGGUGGAGUAUGCGUUGCCGAAUAAGCAUUAUUUUGAGAUUGACCUGAGCUGGCACAAGGGCCUGAAGAACACGGGUAAAGAUGCGGAGGUCUACGCACCGCAGUCGGGGCCGAACGGUCUUAUCAAAUGCACUGUGGGUCGGGCCGGAGUGGACGGUCGGGAAAUACCGAAGUUAUAGAAAUGUUAGAUCAAGGGGGAGAGGUGGGGAGGAGGCGGAUUUUGGGAAGUUAGCGGUGGAGGGAGAGAAGAAGCAAAUGAGCGAGAGAAGAUGAUAUGUAAUCAGGAUACUUUUCUAGGUUUCCUGUUAUUUUUCUUUUUAUAUUUAUGGUCUCUUUGCGAGUUAUUUUACACUAUCUAUAUAAAUACAUGUGCAGUGCAUACAUGACUUGUGCCCUCCGGCGAACCCGCGACCAUUCAACAAAACAGGGCUUAGGCAGUGGAGAGAUAGUAGAGAUUUUUGAAAGUUACACCGAUUUUGUUGAUAUCAAGUCUUAGUUUAGUGUACAUGAAAGAACAAAGAGAAAUUUGUUCAACCCGAUUGUAUAUACUCCCUGUAUGCAAAACAAUAAAAAACAAAAAAUAAGAAAGG
Molecule: messenger RNA, 1958 nt
Organism: Blastomyces dermatitidis ER-3
Lineage: Eukaryota; Fungi; Ascomycota; Eurotiomycetes; Onygenales; Ajellomycetaceae
Product: uricase
Exons: 3
Coding region: 588-1547 (319 amino acids)
Biological process (GO): purine nucleobase catabolic process; urate catabolic process
Cellular component (GO): peroxisome
Molecular function (GO): urate oxidase activity
Source: RefSeq, a predicted model, not a curated record